Messenger RNA from Eutrema salsugineum, 1219 nucleotides. Its product is annotated as zinc finger protein 830. Gene Ontology annotation, molecular function: nucleic acid binding; zinc ion binding. The coding region runs from base 178 to 1107 and encodes 309 amino acids. The record is from RefSeq and is a predicted model, not a curated record. Gene Ontology annotation, biological process: mitotic DNA damage checkpoint signaling; mitotic DNA replication checkpoint signaling; nuclear DNA replication. Gene Ontology annotation, cellular component: nucleus; spliceosomal complex. Lineage: Eukaryota; Viridiplantae; Streptophyta; Magnoliopsida; Brassicales; Brassicaceae. The transcript is spliced from 7 exons.
AAAAAAAUGAAAUAAAAGAGGUGUAGGGAUUUAUUUGUCACAGACAGAUUAUUUGAGCGACCAAAAAUUUAGGGUUCAAAUCUUCAACCUCUAGGUUGCGUUGAAAUCUUCUAAUCAUAUAUAUUGGGACCAAAAUUUCUCUGGGAAUAUUUCCGGGUGGGUAGCUCUAAGGGAGUGAUGGAUGCUCAAGCGAAGAAGAAGGCGAUGUUUCGCUCUAAACUCAACGCCAAGAAGAAAGUCACCCGCAUCGAUUCUCCUCUCGUCAGGUACAACGAAUUAGACCAGCCUGUGUGUCAAAUUUGCAAUAUGGCAUUGAAAUCUGAAUCACUCUGGGAUGUACACCAAGCUUCUCGUAAGCACCACGAGGCAGUGGAUAAUUUUAAGGCUAGAGCAGCAGGAAUUCAACGGGGUAGCAAACCUGUUGAAACUCAGACCACGAAACUUGAAGCUUUGGCUAAACCAUCCAGACCUCAGACUUCAUCUCUUCUUCCUCCAAAUUUCUUCGAAAAUACAAAUCCUGAAUCUGCACAAGUAGAAUCUGCAAAAGCCAAGAAUGUACAGCAAUCAAAGCAGACUAUAGCUUCAGAAACAAAAAAGACAAAGGGACCUCUUCCAGACGGAUUCUUUGAUUCUUCAAAUACCAAAACCACCAGUGAGCCUAAACAGAGUCAGCCACAGACCACCGGUGGUUCGGAUACGAAACCAGUGGUGAAAGGAGCCCUUCCCACCGGUUUUUUCGAUAAUAAGGAAGCUGACCUGCUUGCCCGUGGAAUCAAGCUCGUCAAACCAGAUAUAAAGGACGAAUAUAAAGAAUUUGAGAAGUUGAUACAAGAAGAUCUGCAGGUAGUCGAUAGUCGCAUGGAAGAAGAAGAGGUUGAGGCUGCGGAAACUAUAGAAGAGGAGGAACAACGAGAGCAAAGAUCUUACAAAGAGAAAGUGGAGAUUCUGAAGAGAAAGAAAAUGGAACUGAAAGCGGCUAGAUUAGCUAAGCGCAGUAAAACCUCUGAGGGGUCAGUUAAAAAGCCGAAGAAGACAGAAGAAGAAUCGCCCAGCGAUGAUGAAGAUGGAGAAGAUUCUGCUGUUGAUUGGAGAGCUCAACAUCUUUAAACGAAAAAAAAAAGACAAAAUGUUCCAACUGGUAAAACAUUCAAUCUUCUGUUAGAAUCCUCUGUGAAAACGAGUCAUUUUCUGAUAUAGAAUGCUCAAAGCUUAUUAUCUG